AUGAGCGACGCCCUCAACAAAGCAGCACGCCGUCUGUCUAACCUUGCCAGCAGCAUCACGGGACUCAAUCUCAACAACAUGGCCGGACCAGACAUCCCAUUUAACCCUGAUGCCACCACCUUCCCACGGCGGAAAGACCUCCCUACCAUCCCUGGCGCCCCGACCGACUCUGCCUGGGUAUGGGGACCGAACGACAACCUCGGCCGUCUGAAUCUCCUCACCCCUUCACGCGUUGCCGCUGCAGCAAAGGAGUGCAUCAAGACCGGCGAAAUGGCCCGCCUGGAUCUACCGCUCGACGUCCCCGCCCAGCCAGCCUUCUCCCGCUGCAAGUUCAGCCACACCAUCAAGCCCAUUCACGAAGGCGUAGCCUAUGAUGAUGAGUACCAACUCAACACGCAGUCCGGCACACAAUGGGACGGCUUCCGCCACGUUGCCCACAUACCGACAGCGACCUUCUACAACGGCGGCAAAUACACCGACUUCCGUGCCGCAAAGGAAGGCGAAGCUACACCGGAGGACAACCUGAAGAACAGCAUCCACCACUGGUCCGAGCAUGGCUUCUCCGGCCGCGCCAUCCUGCUCGACUACCGCACCUACGCCACCUCAAAAGGCAUCAAGUACGACACUUCGACCUCCCACGCCAUCACUCUCUCAGAACUCCGCGCCUGCGGCGAAGCCCAAGGCAUCAACAUCCUCCCACAAUCCCAAGGCGGCGACAUCCGACCUGGCGACAUCCUCUUCCUCCGCACUGGCUGGACGGAAGACUACUACGCCCGCUCCGCCAGCGAGAACGAGAAAUUUGCCCUUCGUGAGGGCAAUGACCAGCACCUUGUCGGCGUAGAGCAGUCGGAAGAAAUGAUCGACUGGCUGCACGAUUGCUGGUUUGCGGCGGUGGGCGGGGAUCAUCCGGCAUGGGAGCGGUGGCCGACGCCGGAGAAGUACUUGUUGCAUGAGUAUCUGCUGGCGUUGUGGGGUGUGCCGAUCGGGGAAAUGUUGGAUCUGGAGAAGGCGAGUCAGAUCUGUAGGAAGGAGGGGAGGUGGUCGUUCUUCUUUGUGAGCAGUCCGGCGAAUUGUAAGGGUGGGGUUGGAAGUCAUGUCAACGGGACUGGUAUUUGGUGA
This is a messenger RNA of Cyphellophora attinorum, 1119 nucleotides long. RefSeq lists its product as uncharacterized. Gene Ontology annotation, molecular function: arylformamidase activity. Bases 1 to 1119 code for a protein of 372 amino acids. Lineage: Eukaryota; Fungi; Ascomycota; Eurotiomycetes; Chaetothyriales; Cyphellophoraceae. The transcript has a single exon. The record is from RefSeq and is a predicted model, not a curated record.